AUGGCAACAAUGAAUCGUCAGUAUGGCCGUCGAGGAGCAACUAAUACAAAUAGUGCUAAAAUUGCUAGUUCCGAUUCGGGUGUUCCAUUAUCUCCUUCAUCUACAGGUUCGACAUUGGCACCACCUCGUCGAUAUGUUCUUGAUGUCCCAACGAACCGAACACGACGUACAAGACUUUCAUCAACUAAUCAAGUCGUGGAUGAAAAUAACGAAAUGUAUGCACAUCGUUUAGGUAGUAAUGGUACAAUCACUAAUUCAAAUGCUAUUACAACCGAUAUUUAUACUAAUAAUGCUGAACAAUUUCCGCGAUCAGGUUCUAAAGAAUACUACUAUCGGGAUGGUGGAAUCGAAUAUUCAACAUCAACCUCGAAUCGGUAUUUAGAAGAUUCAACUAUCAAACAAAUGAUGCAAUCAAAUCCAACAUAUCAAAUUACAGCAGAUGAAGAUGCAGAAGUUCAAGCAUUAACAGCCAAAGCUACACCUGAUGUAAAAAACUACCCAAUUAAUGUCGAUCCUAAUCCAGAAUUAGUUGUUCGUCCAAAUACACAAAGAUUAACGUAUACACAGGAUAUUGCUGUUAGAUAUUUGAAACCCAAUACACCACCUCCACCAGGUCCUAUUAUUAUUCGUGAAAUUCGUGCACCACCACCACCACCAGCUCCGCCAAUGAUUCUUCGUCAGCGUCCUCCACCACCACGCACACCUUCACCGAUCAUUAUUCGUGAGAAACCACCUGCACGCCCUAAAUCAGUACCAACAACGAUUAUCAGAAAGAUUAUUCAACCACCACCACCUCCACCUCGUAAAUUAAUUAUUGAACGUUUACCAAAUCUUCCGCCUAAACCGCGUCCUGUCAUUAUUGAACGUUGGCUACCAUAUCAUAAACAGAAACGUCAAGUUAUACAUGAAAAAGCUAAGCCAUUAGAACCAACGGCUCGUAUAAGAAAUACUAUUAUUGAAUGGCGUCCACCAGAGGUUGAAGUUGUAAAACAUGUGAAAAAAUUGGGAAUAACCGAAGCGGAUCCACAACGGUAUUACACACAACAUGGAGAUAAAUUAUACGCAACAGAAUUCGUUCAACGUAAAUUGACUGAAUUAGGUUUACAAGAAGAAUUAGCUUUAAUGCAAGACCAACAAUUGUCUGCAGCAAAAGAAGAAACUGCAAUAGAACAAGCAGAUGAUUAUAAUGUUCGACAAAUUCUUAAUGGUUACAAUCAAUCAUCAUUAUCACGACAAACUUAUGGUGGAAGUACAACAGCACGUCUUGUUCGAUCAUCAUCACAACCAGGCCUGGUCAAUGAAUAUGGUGAUCAACAACAAGUAAGGUAUGAAUAUACACCGGAUAGCUCUGGAUCGGUUGUUUACGAAACAAAUAAUUAUGGAACAGAUGGAAUUACAUCAAAUGCUCCCGUUCUUACUGAAGAAAUGCUUGUACGAUCACAUACAAAUAGUGGUGGUAAAUUUCCAACACAUCUUUUAACAAAACUUGGUUCACAAGUAUACGAUAUGCCAUCUGAUCAAGUUGAAUUGGAAAAUGAUGGAAGACGAAUAACAAAGAUGACAACAAGAACACGUUAUUAUACAGUUACUCAAGGCGAAGGAGGCUACGAGUCAGCUGCUGAUGAAACAAGUGAAACGUCACCUCGUUAUACUGAAGAAAAAUAUGUUCAAAUAAAAGCAUCAGAUUUACAAGAUGUUUUAGCUAAUUACGAUGUUUAUUCAAGCCAAGGUGCAAAAUUAGAAGGAGAACAAAUAAAUUAUUAA
Molecule: messenger RNA, 1764 nt
Organism: Rotaria socialis
Lineage: Eukaryota; Metazoa; Rotifera; Eurotatoria; Philodinida; Philodinidae
Source: the annotation of a GenBank genome assembly